Saccostrea cuccullata (small rock oyster) is the source of this 3042-nucleotide messenger RNA. RefSeq lists its product as uncharacterized. The transcript has a single exon. Gene Ontology annotation, molecular function: protein binding. The record is from RefSeq and is a predicted model, not a curated record. Gene Ontology annotation, cellular component: ciliary inversin compartment. Gene Ontology annotation, biological process: protein localization to ciliary inversin compartment. NCBI's taxonomy places the organism in Eukaryota, Metazoa, Mollusca, Bivalvia, Ostreida, Ostreidae. The coding region runs from base 22 to 2826 and encodes 934 amino acids.
ACCGUUCAAAUAUAUUUAACUAUGGAAAAAGAAGUACCAUUCACAGUAUACAUGCUACAGUUAGCCACCAAAAAUUCUCUAGACGAAGAGGAUAUUGAAAGAUCUUCCCCGGAUUUAUGCACGGAACUUCACCUUGCGAUAUUAAAUAGGGAUAUAGAUGCAUGUCGUAGAGAGGUACAAAAAAUCGAGCAUAUCAAUAAUAAAGAUAUAAGAGGCGAUUCAGCACUUCAUUUAGCAGUACGCUGGAUAACACCGAUAGGGGAAGAUUUAGCAAACAAAUUGGUUUCUGCUGGGGCGAAUGUUAAUAUUCGGAACAAAUGGUGCCAGACUCCACUACACUAUGCCGUCUUUGCUGGUUCUGGCCGCAAUGUAAGUUGUUUACUGGCACAGACAAAUAUAGACGUGAAUGCUGCUGAUGUAAAUGGUUACACACCCUUGCAUUGUUGUUUUCGGUACAAAUUAGACCAUGAAGGAGAAAGUUUCGAUAGAGGAGGAAUUUUUAGGAAUGAAGGAGAUGAUUUGCUAGAAAUUGCAGACAAACUUAUAUUAGCGGGUGCAGACAUUAAUGCAACUACAAAAUAUGGAAACAGCAUAUUACAUCUUAUUGUUAGAAAAGAUGACAAUUCAGAACUUUUGAAGUUAAUGUUGGAAAAGUACUUAGGAUUCAAUGUCUAUAUAAAAAAUUAUAUGGGGGAGAAUUUCUUGCAUGUAUAUGUUACAAGUGAAGUUAUUGAAAAGGUCAUUGAAAACAUAGAGUUCAUUUCCAUAAACCUUUCCGAAGAGGCAGUAAAGACCUUGCUUAAUGAUAAAGACAUAUAUGGAAGAGCACCUUGGGCAAACAUGAUAGAUACAGGAAAUAUUGACGCGGAUUCGCUCGUAAGGAUGAUAGAACUGGGCUCUGAUAUUUUUUCUGCAGAUUGUAUGAAAAACACAGCUUUACACAGGUUAGCUGGAGUAAGUUGGGGAAUUUCUUUUCUUGAUAUAUUGGAAAUACUUAUGAAUGCAAAUGUGAACUUGAACUCAAAAAAUGUGUUCGGAGAAUCAGCUGCGUUUGUUGUCUUUCAAGAAGAAGUGUUCAGUGUUUUGAUGAAAGGAAAUGUGGACUUCACUUUAAAAGAUCGUUGGGGUAGAUCUCCUUUGAUGUCAGUACUUAAGCAUAGGCCCAUACCUGAAUUGAUUAGGAGGCUUAUUAUUGAAGGAAAUGUUGAUGUCAACGCUGUUGAUGAAAGCGGUUCCACUCCUCUUCAUAUUGCGGCAUAUCACAAUUUUGAAGAACAAGUAGAACUCUUACUAAGCCAUGGCGCAAAUGCCUUUGCUGAAGACAACUUAAAAGAAAGACCUUUGGAAACUGUUAAGCGACACUGCAGUUACCGCUGUUACAAGCUUCUAUCUCACACAGAAAAUACCGAACUUCUUUAUUCUCGCGUCAAAUCGUUCGAAAAAAUGCUUCUUGAAAUGCCAAAACGCAUUCAAUGUUCAGUUAUCAAAUCAAAAGAAAGUAUUGAGCAUGCAUUAGGUCUCCCAGAAAACCGUGCUGAAAUAUUUGAUUUUCUAAUGCAUACAUACUAUGACAGAACACCGGAAAAUGCGAACGAAAUUUCUCAAAUAAAUCAAGAAAUUGUAGGACUUGUACAAAUACUGUGCAAUAGUAUUGCAUCAUAUGAUAAACGAUUUAGCAUGUCUAUUUUUCGCACUGGCUCUUCAGAGGAAAAUACUAAGGUUGGGCCUCCAGACGAAUUCGAUUUUGCUCUCUGCAUUAAUGAAUUGCAAGAAAUAACAACUAUCGUUAUGACAAAAGAAUGCACAGAGAAAGGAUUUGCAUGUCUUAAAUUUUGUAAGAAUCCAAUACCCGAAGACUACGUACAGUUUUCAGACUUGGAAGGAUAUUUCUUAGCAUUUCCAUAUCUUAGCCUAUAUAGAACCUAUCUUAAGAGAGCUCUGAACGAAGCAUCAACAUGGACCAAAGGAAAUCUCCUUUUCAAUUAUGAAGACAAGAUGGAAGUUAUCAGUGGAAAGCCUGUUUUCAACUUUGAAGUUUACUGGAUAGGAUGUGUUUACAAACAACUUAAAAUCAGCAUUGAUCUGGUUCCUGUUGUUUACACACCGGGAUGGUGGCCAAAGAAUGUUAAUUUCCCGGAUUUUAUUGAAAUGAACGAAGAUGUUCAAAAGGCAGGUUGUUUUCUAAUUCUUCAGACGAAGAGAAAUGAUUUUAAUAGAAAUAACCUUAUAGCUGGCGAUGAUAUAUACGAGACAUGUAACAACAAUCGAGAUGUGAAAACCCGAAGAAUGCUUCGUGUGUCCGCAGCACCUGCAGAAAUAACACUAAUGAAAACGCUGCCAAAUGUGUUUCGUUCCGCUUAUAUUCUUGCUAAGAUUAUGAAAAGCAAAGAAGUUUGUCCUAAAAUUGAAAUUGACCAGCUUCCAUCAACUCUCUACGCUCAUCAAAGUGCCUUCAAAUUGCAUAAGCCACCCCCUAUUAACCCGUCUCAUGUCAUCAAAAGUUACAUGCUUAAGAAUUGUACAUUUUAUCUUUGGCUUGAAUUGCACAAAAAAAUCUUGGAUGAAAAUUUAAGCAGCACAGACAUUGCUGGUCGUCUCUUUCAGUAUUUGCUGAAAUUCACAAAUGUUCGGCAACUUAGCCCGUUUUUCCUUCCUUAUUCGGACGUUUUCGAGUUUGAAAAGGAUGAAUAUAUAUCUUCAUACAAUAAGUUUUUGCUGAAUUUGAAAAGAGAGUUAAGCAUAAAGACUAUUCUUGGUAUAUUAAAACACGACUUCCCGGAGGAAUGCUUAUCUAUAAGUAACAUUCUGACAUUUUCAAUAGAUUAAAAUAGAUUAAAGAAAAAUAUGGAAGGAGAGAAAAAUGUGCGUGUAGUCUUUGAUUAAAGACAUUCAUCUCUUAUAUGUUAAGAUAAAGAUAGUGAUGAAAAACAGGAAGAAAAUUAUUAAUAAGAAGAUUUAUAGGUUACUUUAUUAUGUUAUGUGAAGGAGAUUUAUUGCCAAAAGUCUAUGUAGUAUCUAGCUGUUAUUCCUAAUCUUCCAGCU